Molecule: messenger RNA, 1449 nt
Organism: Rotaria socialis
Lineage: Eukaryota; Metazoa; Rotifera; Eurotatoria; Philodinida; Philodinidae
Source: the annotation of a GenBank genome assembly
AUGCACGUUCUAUCUCAAUUACCUUCUAGUGUUUCAUUGGCAACACUAAACAAUUCAAAUGAUAAUUUAACACUAUCAAUCCUACAACAUGUUAAUAUCAAUGGGUCAUCUCGACCAAUUGUGGUGACGAUUUUAGUUGCGUUUUGUUUAUCAAUUAUUAUUGCAUUGACUAUACUUGGAAAUAUUCUUGUUUUAAUUGCAUUAUGUAUUGAUUUUGCGCUUCGUUCGCCAACUCAUUUACUAAUGGGUAAUUUAGCAUGUGCUGAUUUAUUACUAGGUAUUACUGUUUUACCAUUUUCUGCUAGUCUCGAAAUUCUCGAGGGUAAAUGGUUAUUCGGUCGAACAUUUUGUCACAUAUGGCUUGCUAUCGAUGUUCUCUAUUGUACAGCAAGUAUCUAUGGCUUAAUGUUUAUAUCUAUUGAACGUUAUGUUGGUGUAACACGUCCAUUACGUUAUCCAAUAAUCAUUACACACCGUCGUACACUAUUGACGAUCAUAGUAGCAUGGUCAGUUGCUAUUGCUGUAUCUGUCGUUCCGUUUCUCGGUUGGAAUAAACACGUUAAAUCAACUGAUCAAAUCUGUUUAGUGAAUGAUAAUUUAUCUUAUGUGUUAUUUUCGUGUUCAUUUUCAUUUUAUAUUCCUUUAAUUAUAAUUCUAUGUGUAUACGGGCGAAUCUAUGCUGAAGCUGUAAAACAAUAUCGAUUUUUAAGUGGCGGAGAAAAAACUGUUCGUGUAAAAGAAACCGAUGGACAAGAAUGUAUAACAUUACGUAUUCAUAUACCACAUCAUUUAACAGCAUCGACAACCUCACUAACAAAUGGUAUUAGUUCGAAUACACCAAUAGUAUCAAAUGGAAAACGAGUGUCAGCACAGAUGACAUCGACAGCGUCAAAUAAACUAUCGAAAUUUAAACGUGAACGAAAAGCAGCUAAAACAUUAGGUAUUGUUGUUGGAAUGUUUAUUCUAUGUUGGCUACCCUUUUUUCUUCUGUUACCCAUAAAAGCAUGGACAAAUUAUGAUCCUGGUAUUAUAUUUUCAAUUUGUUUUUGGUUAGGCUAUUGUAAUUCGUGUUUUAAUCCAUUUAUUUAUGCAUUUUCUAGUCGAGAAUUUCGAAAAGCGUUUGCAUCGAUAUUAAAAUGUCAACGCACACAAUAUAAACCAUCAGCAAGUUUCUGUCGAAUAUCUGCAUGUCAAAUCGAUCAAGUGCGUUUGGGAAAAUCACAUAGUUGUGAUAUAACAGCUACUCAUUUAUUGGCUAAAUCGGAAUCACACAUGAAUCAAAGAAUAUCAUACGAUAGUCAACGUCCGUUGAUUAAUUUGAAAAAAAAUCAAAAUUGUCUAGAUGGACCUCAAUCAUUAGCUUUUCGUAGUCUAGCAAAGCCAGCGAAUUCGCAAUCAUUAACAACAUUCGAUCAUACAAAUCCCUGGCAACUUCGACAGUCGAAUUAA